Molecule: messenger RNA, 492 nt
Organism: Trypanosoma rangeli
Lineage: Eukaryota; Euglenozoa; Kinetoplastea; Trypanosomatida; Trypanosomatidae
Exons: 1
Coding region: 1-492 (163 amino acids)
Source: RefSeq, a predicted model, not a curated record
AUGGGGGUGAACUGUUGCUUCCGCCGAAGCGUGCGCUUGGCGUUGGUCUCGUCCACCACACGCUUCUCGAGCUUCUCGAGCCGCUCCAGCGAGAAGGACUUGAUGGGCAGCAGCUUCGGUGGGCAGAGCAGCUCCAUGGGCUCCUCCACCUCGUGGAACACAAACCCACUGGUGGGGAGGAUCUCCACUGGUGCCUCCCCGCUUGUUGUUGUCGCCGACGGCGCGGAUCUCAUACGGCUGCUUCUCUUUCCUUCUGCCUCUUCUUGUCGUGUGCGUGGGGGAAAACAACAACAACAACAACAGAGAAACACGAAGCAAAGCGCUUGUCAGGGUCUAAAUGUGGUGCCUGUCUGGACACAUCUGAGAGAAAAGCACACGCACGCACGCACGCACGCAGACACCGACUUAAACGCAGCUGUGUACUUCAGGCAUGCAGGCAGACACACUUCUGAAAAACCACAGGGAGACAAAAGCGCCCGCACAACCACCUGA